UUUCAAAAUAUUUUUAUAAUUACGAUCUAUUUUAUUCUGAAACUAUAUCGUUUACACUCUUAUGUAAAUUCCAGAUCGCAUUUUAACUUAGGAGAAGAUUAACUAACUAGAAUAAUGAAUAUCCAGAUGUACAUUCCAAGGAUUUAUAGAUUACUAGGGUCCAGUUUUAGAAAUACAAAACCCGUCGGGUAUUCGGUAAGACUACAACAUAGCAAGGAUGAUCUCAAAGACCAUAAGGCAAAAAUUAUGGCUCGUGGUCUUCCAGAGAAGAAACCGCUGCCGGGCGUCAAGAGUAUCAUAUUAGUUGCCUCGGGCAAAGGAGGCGUUGGGAAAACAACUACAGCUGUAAAUUUGGCGUGUGCAAUGAAGGUUAUAGAGCCUGAUAAGGAAAUAGGCCUGCUAGAUGCUGAUGUGUUUGGUCCUUCAGUACCACUGAUGAUGAACAUUAGUGGAGAGCCAAUGCUAAAUGAUCAAAAUUUAAUUGAACCUCUCUUGAAUUACGGUGUAAAAUGUAUGUCCAUGGGAUUACUCGUAUCUGGUGAGAAUGCUGUUGUAUGGAGAGGACUGAUGGUGAUGCAGGCUCUGGACCGACUCACGAGGCACGUUGCCUGGGGGCCUCUGGACUGCCUCAUAGUGGAUACACCGCCCGGAACUGGUGACACACAUUUGUCUCUUGCACAAAAUCUACCUAUCGAUGGUGCACUGGUAGUCACCACCCCGCAGUCUGCAGCUCUCCAAGUUACCAAACGUGGCGUGAAUAUGUUUGAAAAACUCAAAGUUCCUAUUAUAGGCAUGGUAGAAAACAUGUCCCAUGCAAUAUGCCACAAAUGCGGUACUAAGAAUUACAUAUUCGGCAACGAAACCAAACAAACGGCCGAUGACAUGGGACUAGAGAUAAUCGAGAGUUUCGAGGUCGACUCUAACAUGUCUGAAUGUAUAAACAGCGGCAAACCGGCAAUAUAUGCUCUGCCUGACAGUAUCCACGCAGAAAAGUACAGGCAGCUAGCUAAUAAAGUGUUUAAAUAUAUAUCAAACAAAGAAAAAGAGGCUGAAUUUACACAGUAAAUUUUUAAAAUGAUAACUAAUAUUGCCUAUAUGUCCUAAAGCUCAAAGGGGCACAUGCCAGAGUUAUUGUGAUAUAUAGCGAUGACUCCAAGCGGCUCUAACACUCACAAGUCACAUGUAAAAAUGUAGAAAAUAUUAUUAAAGAAAUCGAUCUGUAUCAAUUUCUCUGAUGGUAUCUGUAAAGCAUUGACUGCACUGCUGCUUUCGACGAAAAUUUAUGAGGGUGAAGAACACCUUUUUUAAGUCUGGUUAAUGGUUUGCUUAUUAUGCUGGUACGCCCUAAACAUGGUAUAGUGAGGCAUAAAUCUCAAAGUCAUUGUCUUUAAAUAUUUUUAACAAUAAAUAUGAUGCAUUUGCUAAAUUAUAAACAUUGACUGAAACCUGCCUAAGCAAAACACUAAUUUAAGAUUUGACUGUAUGAAGAUCAUCGUACUGUAGAGUCUGAAUAAUGAUAUUACCAUACACCAUGCAAUUAAAUUUAAUUUUGAAUAUUUUAAUUAUACCUAGUCUACUGUUGUGUUAGUUGUAAAUAUACAUAACUGUGUUAUACAGACUAAAGAGUAGCUAUUGAUUUAGAAUUAUACAAA
Messenger RNA from Aricia agestis (brown argus), 1652 nucleotides. It is a transcript of the gene Nubpl, whose product is annotated as iron-sulfur protein NUBPL. Gene Ontology annotation, biological process: iron-sulfur cluster assembly; mitochondrial respiratory chain complex I assembly. The record is from RefSeq and is a predicted model, not a curated record. Gene Ontology annotation, cellular component: mitochondrion. Bases 115 to 1065 code for a protein of 316 amino acids. Gene Ontology annotation, molecular function: 4 iron, 4 sulfur cluster binding; ATP binding; ATP-dependent FeS chaperone activity. NCBI's taxonomy places the organism in Eukaryota, Metazoa, Arthropoda, Insecta, Lepidoptera, Lycaenidae. The transcript has 5 exons.